This is a messenger RNA of Peromyscus eremicus (cactus mouse), 988 nucleotides long. It is a transcript of the gene H3-4, whose product is annotated as H3.4 histone, cluster member. Gene Ontology annotation, cellular component: nucleosome. The transcript has a single exon. The record is from RefSeq and is a predicted model, not a curated record. NCBI's taxonomy places the organism in Eukaryota, Metazoa, Chordata, Mammalia, Rodentia, Cricetidae. The coding region runs from base 24 to 434 and encodes 136 amino acids. Gene Ontology annotation, molecular function: structural constituent of chromatin; protein heterodimerization activity; DNA binding.
GGGAAGGAAGGCGCUUCAGCAGGAUGGCACGCACCAAGCAGACCGCGCGGAAGUCGACGGGAGGCAAGGCUCCACGCAAGCAGUUGGCCACGAAGGUGGCUCGCAAGAGUGCACCGGCCACUGGUGGCGUGAAGAAGCCGCACCGGUACCACCCUGGUACGGUGGCGCUGCGUGAGAUCCGCCGCUACCAGAAGUCGACAGAGCUGCUGAUCCGCAAGCUGCCGUUCCAGCGCUUGGUGCGUGAGAUCGCCCAGGACUUCAAGACGGACCUGCGCUUCCAGAGCUCUGCCGUGAUGGCGCUGCAGGAGGCCUGCGAGUCCUACCUCGUGGGGCUCUUUGAGGACACCAACCUGUGCGCCAUCCACGCCAAGCGGGUGACCAUCAUGCCGAAAGACAUCCAGCUGGCUCGUCGCAUCCGCGGAGAGCGGGCCUAGACCUCACAGGAUCCUCAUCCUUGCGCUGCCACCAACCCAAAGGCUCUUUUCAGAGCCACCCACUAAGUCUGAAAAAGUGGUUGUAACCUUCCAGAUCCAGUCUCGUGCGCCCUUGGUGUACGGAGAUCGGGCAGGUUGGCUGGGAAGCCGAGGGAACGUGCAGGGAUAGGACUAGUCAGGCUUAGCUGAGUAACCCUUACCCGUUAACCUGCUUGGUCUACAGUUCCAUCCCCGGUUUAACUAGGCCUUCACUUUAGAGGUGUAGUAGCCUGAACAUGGUAGCACAAGGUUGUAGUGGAAACUGAGUCCAGCUUCCGCAGGCGGCAAAUACAGUGCCACAACAUGGUGUGUGUUUGCAUGGUGUGCUGACUGGAAGUCUGCAUUAACUCAUCCAGGUGUGUUAGCUGUGCAUUAUUAGAAGUCCAGCAAACUGCGCUUUGGAUGACUUACCUGGUUUAAGAGGCUGGCUACUCCUCUGCGUCAAAAGUUAGCCUUUCAUCGGUGAUGGAAAGCACAGUGAACUUCGUGCUUUAUUAAACUCUAGUCUGUGUUAA